Molecule: messenger RNA, 602 nt
Organism: Hippopotamus amphibius kiboko
Lineage: Eukaryota; Metazoa; Chordata; Mammalia; Artiodactyla; Hippopotamidae
Gene: HCRT
Product: hypocretin neuropeptide precursor
Exons: 2
Coding region: 110-505 (131 amino acids)
Biological process (GO): neuropeptide signaling pathway; feeding behavior
Source: RefSeq, a predicted model, not a curated record
ACCCAGGCCCCUGGUAGCAGGUUGCAGUUGACAGCCUCAAAGCUCCUGACUAUCUGGACCACUGCAGAGGACACCUUUCCCGGCUACCCCACUCUGAGCUCCAGACGCCAUGAAUCCUCCCUCUACAAAGGUGUCCUGGGCCACCGUGACGUUGCUGCUGCUGCUGCUGCUGCUGCCGCCGGCAUUGCUGUCGCCCGGGGUGGCCGCGCAGCCCCUGCCCGACUGCUGCCGUCAGAAGACGUGCUCCUGCCGCCUCUACGAGCUGCUGCAUGGAGCGGGCAAUCACGCGGCCGGCAUCCUCACGCUGGGCAAGCGGCGGCCCGGGCCCCCGGGCCUUCAGGGCCGGUUGCAGCGCCUCCUGCAGGCCAGCGGCAACCACGCGGCCGGCAUCCUGACCAUGGGCCGCCGCGCAGGCGCAGAGCCAGCGCCGCGCCCCUGCCCCGGGCGCCGGUGUCCCGCUGAGGCCGCCUCGUCUGUCGCUCCCGGGGGACGGUCGGGGGUGUGAGCCCUUGCUUGGGCCCCACCCUGGCCCUGCCCUCUCUCCUUUGCCCCCCUGUUGUCAGCCCGCAGAAACAGGGCAAUAAAGACGAGUCUCCCUCCGU